This is a messenger RNA of Aspergillus vadensis CBS 113365, 813 nucleotides long. RefSeq lists its product as uncharacterized. The transcript is spliced from 3 exons. The coding region runs from base 1 to 813 and encodes 270 amino acids. The record is from RefSeq and is a predicted model, not a curated record. Lineage: Eukaryota; Fungi; Ascomycota; Eurotiomycetes; Eurotiales; Aspergillaceae.
AUGGUCAAUGCGGUUCUCCAGUCCACAAUUCAGGAGUGCCAGCUGCGGGCGACGACAACCGUCCCGAAUCUGCCGACUUCCCUCGCUGCCAUGCCAGCGAUGGCUGGACCAUCCCACGCGGCACCCUCCUUCACAGCUGCUUCCUGGGCAAAACAACAAGAUAACCCGUUGACACCACCAGACACUGUCUCAGAUGAAGCACCUCCAACAGAGGCCGACCUGAAUGGGCCUCGCGAUCCAGGGGUAUCUAACGAGGUUUGGUACCAACUGCAAGCUGAUCGAAAACACCACGACGCACAAAUUAAGCACGAUGCGGAGAUCAUUAAUGAGGAAAAGGCUUUGCGAAAGAAACUGGAUAAUAAUGCAGAGAUACCAGACGAUGACGAACGACGUCAAUAUGAAGAGCUUAUCGAGGAACGAAAGAAGAAGGAGGAAGAAGCUCAGAGGAAACUGCGGGAAAUGGGUGUCUGUCCUGUGGGAUAUUGUUGGAUCCCACAGGCUACAGGCUACCGGUGUGCGGGUGGUAGUCAUUUUGUUUCCUCGGCACAGCUGGGCUUAAUGCGCGCAAUGCGAAUGCCAUUCCCUGAUGAGGCCGGGCUCAGAUACAAUCAGUUCCUACUGGUUCGCAACCAAGAUAGCAUAUACACCAGGACGUAUUCUACGGUCUCGGCGUACGCAACUAUUCCAAUUUUACUGAAAUGUAGGACAUUCUUUGAUUACGUUGGCGAUAAAUUAUAUCUGUCGCGGUUUUUAUCACAAACCUCUCACUGGAAAGCUUACCUUCUGGCACGUAACCAAGUUAUGGCCGCCUGA